AUGGAGCCCGAGGACCUGCCCUGGCCCAGCGAGCUGGAGGAGGAGGUGGAGGAGGAGGCGGAGCAGGUGGAUACUUUGGACCAGGACGAAGCGGACGUAGUGGAGGAGAUGGAGGAAGAGGAGGGACGGGAGCUGGACGCGGACUUGAACUACGAGAGUCAGCCUCGGGAGAGUACUGACGACGAGGACGACGAGGAGGCCAAGGCCUGGCUGCAGGCGCGCCCCCGCAGGACUUUGCCUCCGCAAAGUCGGAAGCAGUCGCUUCCGAGGCACUGCUACCUGGAGGGAGAGCGGACCGGCUCGGAGGAGGUUGUUCCAUUGACCUCUCAUGUUUGGCAACAGCCAUUAUAUCAAGACAAUAGUAGAACACAGAUUUCUGAUACUAAUGUGGUCUCUUUGGGUUCUGAGGAUGAGAGGGGAAAUGGGUGAAGGAAAAGAACAGAAUCUUGGCAUUGUCUUCCUCAAGAAAUGGACUCUUCUCACAUCUUGGAUACAACCCAGACCAGGUUUAAUGUGAAAGAGGAAGGGACUGAAGUGACAGACUUCUCCUCUCUGGAGGAAGGUAUAUUGACCCAAUCAGAAAGUCAAGUAAAGGAACCCAACAGAGAUCUAUGUUCUCCAUUGCUAGUCAUACAAGACAGCUUUGCUUCUCCUGAUUUGCCUUUGCUGACAUGUUUGACACAAGAUCAAGAGUUUACCCCUGAUUCCUUAUUUCACCAAAGUGAACUAGAUUUUGCACCUCUGAGGGGAAUUCCUGGUAAGUCUGAAGACACUGAAUGGUUUUCUCGACCGUCGGAAGUUAGUGAAGCUUUAUUCCAGGCAGCCUCAGAAGUAGCUUCAGACUUAGUUAGCAGUUGCUUUAGUGUAUCUCAGCACCCACUUGUAGGUAGUACAGUUGAAUCUCAGCGCUCUUUUUUACCUCCUGAACAAGGGCCUGAAGAAGAGACUAUUUCAUCUGAUACAGUCGAUGAACUGAAAACCCCCAAAGACUCUGAUGGUUAUGCUGCUCUUUGUUCAAAUAUGUCAUGGAAGACACAAGAAUUUAUACAGGAGCCAGAAACCAAUUUAGCUGAUAAAGAUCAAGUUUCUUUUUCAACUUCGUCUGAUACAAGUGAUGAAUGUAUAACUCCUAAAGGAAGUGACAGUUUUGAAGCUUCUUGUUCAUAUGUGCAGUAUGGGAAACAGGAAGCUGUAUUACAGCAGUCAGAAAAAUAUUUAGCCAAGGGCCUGCAGGGGAAGGCUGAAUCUGACAUCUAUACUCUGGAUGAUGAUACUGAAUGCUGUAGCCUAGAUGAAAAUGCUCUUGUAUGCAGUAAAAGAGAUGCUGAACUACAAAGAGAGAUAUAUGACCAAGGUGACUUGACUGGUGAGUGCAUUGAGCUGGCAGGUUUAGAAAAUUUGCUUGAUGAUCUUGAGAUUUGUGACAGCUCCCUGCACUGGCAAUCUACUUUACAACUACCAUCUAAGGAAGAGAGCAAUUUUGAAGAGCCCGUAGGUCAUUCUAAUGUGGCCAUUAAUCAGUCUUUUUCAUCUGUAUUGCUGCCAUUUGUUCCUCAUGAGCCAACCAGAGAGUCGGAGUAUCGCUCUUCAGAUCUCAGAAUGUUGAGGGUAUCUCCCGACACUGUGCCAAAGACUGUCAAACAUUUAGCAGGAGAUACUUCUAAAGGAGGCAUAGCUGAAAUUACUCAAUCCAGCUUGACACCAGGCAUUGCUGCCACUCCUGGAGAUUCAGACAUUGGAUCUCAUUUAUCCUUGUCCCCUGAGGACUUUCCUCAGUUGGCUGUAAGGUCUUUUCAGGAGAAUACUGUUGGUCAACAUAUUGAUUCUCUCAACCGACAGGCAUUGGCAGAUAGUCAUCUAACUGAAGAGACUCUAAAAGUUUUAACUGUUCCUGAACUAGCUGACCAGAAGACUGAGAUAUCAACAGUACCCUCCAGUUCCUACUCAGAAAGAGGGAAGUCUAAUAGUUUCUACCCACAGGGCUUACCAAACAGUCAUCUAACUGAAGAGGCUCUGAAAGUUUCAGUUGUUGCUGGACCUGCUGACCAGAAGACUGGCAUACUGACAGUCCCUCCCAGUUCCUACUCACUGAGAGAGAAGCCCAGUAUUUUCUACCAACAGGCAUUGUCAGACAGUCAUCUAACUGAAGAGGCUCUAAAAGUUUCAGCUGUUCCUGGAUCUGCUGACCAGAAGACUAAGAAAACAACAGUAGAGAAACAUGUUAUUUUCUCCCAGCAACAGUUGCCAGACAGUUCUCUAACUGAAGAGGCUCUGAAAGUUUCAGUUGUUCCUGGACCAGUUGAUCAAAAGAGUAGGAUACUAAUAGUACCUUCAAGUUUCUACUCCCUUGGAGAGAAGCCUGGUAUUUUCUACCAGCAAGCUUUGCCAGACAGUCAUCUAGCUGAAGAAGCCCUGAAAGUUUCAGCUUCUCCUGAACCAGCUGACCAGAAGACUGGGAUACCAGCAGUAACCUCUACUUCUUACUCACAUAGAGAGAAGCCCAGUAUUUUCUAUCAACAAGAGUUGCCAGACAGUCAUCUAACUGAACAGGCUCAGAAAGUUUCAGCUGUUUCUGGAUUAGCUGAGCAGAAGAAGACUGGGGCACCAAUAGUAACCUCUACUUCUUAUUUACGUGGAGAGAAGCCCCAUAUUUUCUAUCAACAGACAUUGCCAGACAAUCAUCUAACUGAACAGGCUCAGAAAGUUUCAACUGUUCCUGGAUUUGCCGAGCAGAAGACUGGGAUACGAACAGUAACCUCUGCUUCUUAUUCACAUAGAGAGAAGCCCAGUAUAUAUCAACAGGAGUUGCCUGACAGUCAUCUAACUGAACAGGCUCAGAAAGUUUCAACUGUUCCUGAAUUUGCUGAGCAGAAGACUGGGGCACCAACAGUAACCUCUACUUCUUACUCACCUGGAGAGAAGCCCCGAAUUUUCUAUCAACAGACAUUGCCAGAUAGUCAUCUAACUGAACGGGCUCAGAAAGUUUCAGCUGUUUCUGGAUUUGCUGAGCAGAAGACUGAGGCACCAAUAGUAACCUCUACUUCUUACUCACCUGGAGAGAAGCCCCAUAUUUUUUACCAACAAGAGUUGCCAGACAGUCACCUAACUGAACAGGGUCAGAAAGUUUCAGCUGUUCCUGGGUUUGGUGAGCAGAAGACUGGGACACCAACAGUAACCUCUACUUCUUAUUCACAUAGAGAAAAGCCCAGUAUAUACCAACAGGAGUUGCCAGACAGUCAUCUAACUGAACGGGCUCAGAAUGUUCCAGCUGUUCCUGGAUCAGCUCACCAGAAGACUGGGAUACCAAUAGCACCCCCUACUUCCUACUCCUGUAGAGGGAAGACCAGUAUUUUCUAUCAGCAGGAGUUGCCAGACAGUUGUCUAACUGAGCAGGCUCAGAAAAUUUCAGCUAUUCCUGGACAAAUUGACCAGAACACUGGGAUACAAACAGUACCCUUUAGUUCCUACUCACACACAGAGAAGCCCAUUAUUUUUUACCAGCAGGAGUUACCAGAUAGUCAUCUAACUAAAGAGGCUCUAAAAGUUUCAGCUGUUCCUGGACCAGCUGAUCCCAACACUGGAUUACCAACAGGGUCCUCUAGGUCCUACUCAUUUGGAGAGAAGCCCAGUAUUUUCUCCCAGCAGGCCUUACCAGAUAGUCAUCUAAGUGAAGAGGCUCUCAAAGUUUCAUCUGCUUCUAAACCAGGUGACCAGAAGACUGGUGUAGUAACGGUACCUUCUAGUUCCUACUCACCUAGAGAGAAGCCCAGUAUUUUCUACCAACAGGCGUUGCCAGGCAGUAAUGUACCUGAAGAGGUUCUGAAAGUUUCAGUUGUUGCUCCUGGAGCAGCUGAAAAAAAGAGUGGGUCACCAUCAGAAGCCUCUAGUUUCUACUCAGAGAGAGAGAAGUCCAGUGUUUUCUACCAACAGGAAUUGCCAGACAGUCAUCUAACUGAAGAGGCUCAGAAAGUUUCAGCUGUUUCUGGACCAGCUGACCAGAAGACUAGGAUACCUACAGUAACCUCUACUUCUUACUCACAUAGAGAGAACCCCUUUAUUUUUUACCCACAGGGAUUGCCAGACAGUCAUCCACCUGAAGAGGCUCUGAAAAUUUCUGCUGUUUCUGGACCAGCUGACCAGAAGACUGGAUUGCCAUCAGAGCCUUCUAGUUCCUACUCACAUAGAGAGAAGCCCAUUAUUUUCUACCCACAGGGCUUGACAGACAGUCGUAUAGCUGAAGAGGCUCUGAAAGUUUCAGCUGUUUCUGGACCAGCUGACCAGAAGACUGGGUUGCCAUCAGAGCCUUCUAGUUCCUACUCACAUAGAGAGAAGCCCAUUAUUUUCUACCCACAGGUCUACCCACAGGGCUUGACAGACAGUUGUAUAGCUGAAGAGGCUCUGAAAGUUUCAGCUGUUCCUGGACCAGCUGACCAGAAGACUGGGUUACCAUCAGAACCUUCUAGUUCCUAUUCACAUAGGGAGAAGUCCAGUAUUUUCUACCAACAAGACUUGCCAGAUAGUCAUCUAACUGAAGAGGCUCUGAAAGUUUCAGCUGUUCCUGGACCAGGUGACCAGAAGACCAGAAAACCAGCAGUAACUUCUAUUUCUUACUCACACAGAGAGAAGCCUAGUAUUUCUUACCAACAGGAGCUGCCGGGUAGUCAUCUAACUGAAGAGGCUCUGAAAGUUUCAGGUGUUCCUGGACCAGCUGACCAGAAGACUGGGAUACCUACAGAACCAUCUAGCUCCUAUUCAUAUGGAGAGAAGCCUAUCAUUUUUUACCAGCAAAGGUUGCCAGAUCUUACUCAAGAGGCUUUAAAAGUUUUAGGGGUUCCUGGACCUGUGGAGGAGAAGACUGGGAUAUCAGCAGUUACCUCUACUUCUUCCUCACAUGGAGAGAAGCUCGUCAUUUCUUACCAGCAAGAGUUACCAGAUAUUACUGAAGAAACUUUGAAAGUUUCAGCUGUUUCUGGACCAGCUGACCAGAAGGCUGGGAUGCGAAUAAUCCCUUCUAGUUCCUACUCAUAUAGAGACAAGGCCAAUAUUUUUGACCAGCAGGAAUUGCCAGAUCUUACUGAAGAAGCUUUAAAAGUUUUUGCUCUUCCUGGCCCAGCUGCCCAGAAGACUGAGAUACCAACAGGACCUUCUAGUUCUUACUCACAUAAGGAGAAACUCACGAUUUCAUCUGUGAUUUUACCGGAUGACCAGAAGACUGAGUUACCAACAGCUUCUCCGAGUUUCUACUCACAUAUAGAGAAGCCCAAGAAUUCAACGGUGACUGGAUCAGACAACCAGAAGACUCCCUUACUGACAGUUUUUCGUAAUUUUUAUUCUCAGAGAGUAAAGCCCAGUAUUUUCUUUAAACAGAAGUUGCCAGAUAGACAUCAAAGUGGAGAUAUUCUGAAGAUUUCAACUGUCCCUGAACAAACUGAUGUGAAUUCUGGAAUACCAAUACCUCUUUCUAGUUCCUAUUCACACAGAGAGAAAACUAUUUUCUACCCACAGGAAUUGCUGGACAAGCAUCUAACUGAAGAUACACUGAAGGUUUCAACAAUUCCUGGACCAGCUGACCAGAAAACUGUGUCAUCAACAGCUCCUCCUAGUUCCUUUUCACACAGAGAAAAACCAGAUAUAUUCUCUCAUCAGGAUUUGCCAGAUACACAUCUAACUGAAGAUGCCCUAAAGUUCUCAAGUGGUCUUGGGCAAGCUGAUCUGAUUACUGAGUUAUCAACAGUUUCUCCUGGGACUUAUUCACAUAGUGAGAAGCACAAACUUGUUUCAGACCACGUUCAAAGGCUCAUAGAUAAUUUGGAUUCUUCUAACUCCAGUAUUAUCUCAAACAGUAUGCCUUUAAAUUCUCAGGCUGAUGGUAGAGUUGUAAUAAGUAAGCCAGAAUCUUCGAGUUUUGAAGAUGUUGGCUCUGAGGAAAUCCGGGACACAGACAAUGGUUCCAAAAGUCUUAAAGAGAUUCGGACACUUUUAAUGGAGGCAGAAAAUAUAGCACUGAAACGAUGCAAUUUUCCUGCUCCCCUUGUCCCUUUCAGAGAUGUUAGUGAUAUUUCCUUUAUACAAUCUAAGAAGGUGGUUUGCUUCAAAGAACCCCCCACAACUGAUGAAUCUAAUGAUGAUUUACCUCAGAGACAGCCAUUCGCAGAGGAAAGCCAAAGCAACAAGUGCAUACAGAAGGAUAUUAGCACACAGACGAAUGUGAAAUGCCAGAGAAGCAUUGAAAAUCGGGAGUUUAUUAGUUCAGCUACAGUUAGAAGUCCUCUACAGGAAGCAGAAAGCAAAGCCAAGGUGGCAUUAGACGAAACCCUUAGGCAGUAUAAAACAGCCAAAUCUGUAAUGAGAUCUGAAUCUGAAGGGUGUAGUGGGACCAUUGGAAAUCAAAUUGUUAUCCCUAUGAUGACUAUUAUUAGAAGUGAUUCAAGUAGUGAUGCCAGUUCCUGCUCAUGGGACAGUAAUUCCAUGGAGUCAGUUUCUGAUGUUCUUCUAAACUUCUUUCCAUAUGCUUCAUCCAAGACAAGUAUGACGGAUAGCAGAGAGGAAGAGGGUGUGUCAGAGAGCGAUGAUGGGGGUAGUAGCAGUGUAGAUUCACUGGCUGCACAUGUGAAAAACCUUCUGAAGUGUGAAUCCUCUUUGAAUCAUGCUAAACAGAUACUCAGAAAUGCAGAGGAAGAGGAAUGUCGGGUACGAGCACGAGCCUGGAAUCUGAAGUUUAAUUUGGCUCAUGAGUGUGGCUACUCCAUUUCAGAAUUAAAUGAAGAUGACAGGAGAAAAGUAGAAGAGAUCAAAGCAGAGUUGUUUGGUCAUGGGAGAACAGCGGACUUGUCCACGAGUUUCCAGAGUCCACGGGGAAUAGGAUGCAAGCCAGAAGCUGUAUGUAGUCACAUUAUUAUUGAGAGCCAUGAAAAAGGAUGCUUCAGGACUCUAACUGCUGAACAACCACAGCUGGACAGCCGUCCUUGUGUUUUCAGAUCUGCUGAUCCCUCAGAAAUGAUCAGAGGACAUCGGAGCCAAUCAUUGUGGAGAACCAGGCACAUCAACCUUUCCAAAUCACUAAAUCAGAACAACCCCCAUUUCGAGGUUUGGAACUCCUUGCAGUUACAAAGUCAUUCCCCAUUUCAAAACUUUACAGCUGAUGACUUCAAAAUUAGCAGGGGACUUCGAAUGCCAUUCCGUGAAAAGAUGAACCCUUGGCUGUCGGAAUUAGAACCUGCUUGUGUGCCACCUGAAGAAAUUGAUUGUAAUUCAUCACAGAUGGUGUCCCCAGAACCCAUGAAAAAGUUUACUACCUCCAUCACUUUUUCAUCUCACCAACAUUCUAAAUGCUUUUCAGAUUCCUCUGUUCUUAAGGUUGGUGUUACUGAAGGUAGCCAGUGUACUGGAGCAUCUGUGGGGGUAUUUAAUUCUCAUUUCACUGAAGAGCAAAAUCCUCCUAGAGAUCUAAAACAGAAAACCUCUUCCCCUUCAUCAUUUAAAAUCAUUAGUCAUUCACCAGAUAAAGCUGUGACUAUUUUAGCAGAAAGUAGUAGGCAAAGCCAAAAAUUAUCUGUUGAACAUUCUCACCAAGAAGAAAAACUCUUAGAAAGAUCAGAUUUUAGAGGCAGUCAUUCUGAGCCCAGUACCAGUGCAAAUCGUAGCAAUUUCAAGGAAGUUCAUUUUUCUGAUAACCAUCCCCUCAUGAGCAUGGGCAGACCAAGUUCCACACUAGGAGUAAAAGAGAAGACUGUAACUAGAACUCCAGAUCUUCCUUUGCACAUUUUUCUUGAACAACGAGAGCUCUUUGAUCAAAGCAGAGUCCCACAUGCAGAUCACCAUGUGAGAAAACACCAUUCUCCCUCUCUUCAACAUCAGGAUUAUGUAGCUCCAAACCUUCCGUGUCGUAUUUUUCUUGAAAAACAACUCUUUGAGCAAAGCAAAGCCCCACAUGUAGAUCAUCCGAUGAGAGAAAACCACUCUCCUCUUCCUCAAGGUCAGGAUUAUAUAGCUUCAGACCUUCCUUCUUCUGUUUUUCUUGAACAACGUCAGCUCUUUGAACAAAGCAAAGUCCUAAAUGUAGAUCCCAUGAGAAAACACGAUUCCCCCCUUCCUCAAGGUCAGAACUGUGUAGUAGAAAAGAAUAAUCAACAUAAGCCUAAAUCACACAUUUCUAAUAUGAAUGUUGAAGCCAAGUUCAAUAAUGUGGUUUCCCAGUCAGCCCCAAAUCAGUGUACGUUAGUAACAUCUGCAUCUACUCCACCUUCAAAUAGAAAAGCACUUUCUUGUGUUCGUAUAACUCUUGGUCCCAAGACUCCUUCCAAGUUGGAUAGUGGAACCUUAGAUAAAAGAUUUCAUUUGUUGGAUCCUGCUUCUAAAACAAGGAUGAAUAGUGAGUUUAACUCUGACCUACAAACCAUAUCUUCAAGAUCAUUGGAACCAACCUCCAAAUUAUUGACCAGUAAACCUGUAGCACAGGAUCAAGAACCUUUAGGUUUUCUAGGACCUAAAUCUUCACUGGACUUCCAAGUUGUACAGUCUCUUCUAGAUGGUAAUAUUAUUACUGAGGACUUGAAAACCAUACCUUUUCAGAAUAGCCAGAUAGUAACCUCAAGGCAAACACAAGUGAACAUUUCAGAUUUGGAAGGAUAUUCCAAUCCAGAAGGGACUCCGGUAUCUGCAGAUCGACCAUCAGAGGAGAUUAAGACCCCAUUUUCUGCCUUCUCUGGAAAAUUAUCAUCUGAUGCAGUUACUCAGAUAACAACAGAAAGUCCAGAAAAAGCUGUAUUUUCAUCUGAGAUUUUUAUUAGUGCUGAAGAUCAAGGACAUGAAAUUCCAGACCCCAGUGCCCAGAAGCUGGGCAAAGUUCCUGUCAAGUUUGCUUCAUCAUCUUCAGUCCAACAGAUUACUGUUUCUCAUGGCACAGAUGCCCAGCCGUCACUGUUGCCAUAUAAGCCUUCUGGUAGUAUGAAGAUGUACUAUGUUCCACAAUUAAGACAGAUUCCUUCAUCUCUGGAUUCCAAAUCAGACACCACCGUUGAGAGCUCACACUCAGGAUCCAAUGAUGCCGUUGCUCCAGACUUCCCUGCUCAAGUCCUAGGCACAAGGGAUGAUGACCUGACAUCUGUUAACAUUAAACAUAAAGAGGGGAUCUACAGUAAGAGGGCAGUGACUAAGGCAUCCUUGUCAGUGGGGAAGAAACCCUUUCAGAAAGAUAAUGCAGGAUCAAAUGAUGUCAUUUUUCCAGAUGCCCAAGUUCAAGUUCCCAUCACUGGGGAUGACAACCUCUCAGACAAAAAUCAGAAAAAAGAGAUCUACAGUAAAAGAGCAGUGGCUGAGGCUGCCCGACCUGAAGAGAAAGAAUCUUUGCAGAAAGACACUGCAGGUUCCAGUGAUGCUGCUGCUGCAGAACACUCAGCUCAACUACAAGACACAAAGGUUGAAAGCCUACCAGGCACUAAAGCCAUUAAACAGAAAGAGGAGAUCCCUAGUAAGAGGGAAGUUCCUAAGGAAGCCUGGUCAGAAGAUAAAGAAUCUUUGCAGAUAAACAUUGCAGAGUCCAGACGUCAUUCAGAAUUUGAAAAUACUACCCAUUCUGUCUUCAAGUCAGCCAAGUUUUACUUUCAUCAUCCAGUGCACCUACCAAGUGAUCAAGAAUUUUGCCAUGAUUCCUUAGGAAGGAGUGUUUUCAUGAAGCAUUCUUGGAAAGAUUUCUUUCAGCAUCAUGCAGACAAACAAAGAGAAUACACUUGUCUUCCUCCUCCUUAUCAAAAUGUAGAAAAGACAAAGAUGGAUUAUACCAAAAUAGAGAGCCUCAGUAUCAAUGUAAACUUGGAAAACAAAGAAGGGAUGCCUACUACUAAAAAUCAGGCCAGAGAUUAUCCAAAUUGUGACAAACAAAUUAAUGAUCCAAAAAGGGGUCAUAAGGUGACCGCAGAGCAGCUAACAACUCAGCACACUGUGAGUUUAAAUGAGCUGUGGAACAAGUAUCAGGAGCGACAGAGGCAACAGAAACCUCAUGAGUUCACUGGCAGGAAAGAACUAUCCUUGGUGGAGCGACUUGAUCGUUUGGCUAAACUUCUUCAGAGUCCCAUCACACAUUCUCUGUGGCCCUCGGAAAGUACACAGGAUGAUAGCAGAGGGGAACGAGAUGUUAAGGAAUGGAGUGGUAGACAGCAACAGCAGAAAAACAAGCUUCAGCAAAAGAAGCAGUGUAAAAGCCUAGAGAAAUGCAAUAAAAACACAGGAGAUCUUAAAAAAACCAAGGUGCUUUCUACUCAUCAAGGUAGGAGGUCCAAUCAGAUUAAAAUUGAACAGAUUAAAUUUGAUAAAUAUAUUCUGAGAAAACAGCCAAGUUUUCACUAUAUAAACAACACUUCUUCAGAUUCUAGAGUCUCAGAGGAGAGUGAGCUGCUCACAGAAUCUGCCACCAACAUCCUCUCUACCACCACUUCUCCUGCGGAAUCGGAUACAUUGACCCAAACAGAUAAAGAGGUGACUUUGCAUGAGAGGAGCAGCUCUAUUUCUACCAUUGACACUGCUCGAUUGAUCCAAGCUUUUGGCCAUGAAAGAGUUUGUUUGUCACCCAGGCGAAUUAAAUUAUACAGCAGCAUCACUGACCAUCAGAGGAGAUACCUUGAGAAACGAAGUAGGAAGAACAAGAAAGUUUUGAAUACAGGUCAUCCCCUAAUGACUUCUGAGCACACCAGAAGGAAACACCUCCAGGUGGCAAACCAUCUGAUUUCUUCUGACUCUGUUUCAUCUUCUACCAGUAGUUUCUGGAGCUCGAGCUCUACCCUUUGCAACAAGCAACAUGUGCAUAUGUUAAACAAGGGUAUACAAGCAGGUAACUUGGAGAUUGUGAAUGGUGUCAGAAAACACACUCGAGAUGUUGGGAUGACUUUUCCAACUCCAAGUUCUAGUGAGGCUAGAGAAGAGGACAGUGAUGUGACUUCCUGGUCAGAAGGAAAAGUAGAAGAGAAAAGGCUCCUUACCAAUUAUCUUGGGGACAAAAGGUUAUGGAGGAACAAGCAGAGUUGCCGUGAAGGAGUUUCGUGGUUUGUUCCUGUGGAAAAUGUGAAGUCUGCUCCUAAGAAGGAAAACCUGCCCAAGCUUCGUGGCCCUGGUGUCUCCUGGUUUGCACCAAUAACCAACACCAAACCCUGGAGGGAGCCACUACGGGAACAGAACUGGCAGAGACAACACAUGGCCAGCCACGGGUCACUAGCAGGCCCAGGCAGAGAUCCACUGAGGCCAUUUGUGAGAGCAACCCUACAGGAAUCACUUCAGCUUCAUAGACCUGACUUCAUCUCCCGCUCUAGGGAGAGGAUAAAGCGCCUAAAGUUAAUAGUCCAGGAGAGGAAGCUGCAGAACAUGUUACAGAGUGAGCGGGAGGCACUGUUCAACGCUGUGAGAGAAUGGCAGGGCUACCGGGACCCCAUGCAUCCGCUCCCUAAGAGAGGCUUCUUGGCUGCUGAGAAGAACAGGCCUAUUGGAAAGAAGGAAAUGAUUCAGAGGUCUAAACGGAUUUAUGAGCAGCUCCCAGAAGUACAGAAAAAGAGAGAAGAGGAAAAGAGGAGAUCGGAAUAUAAGUCAUACCGGCUGCGAGCCCAGCUAUAUAAAAAGAAAGUAACCAAUCAACUCCUGGGGAGAAAAGUUCCCUGGGACUGACAUAAGAUUAUUUUCCUCAGAGCCUUGGAAUUAUAUUUUAUCAACCUGGAGAAGCACAAUCCUUACUUUUAUGAGUCUGGUUUAAUAAAAUUUAAUUCGUUGUCCAUGUGUAAUUUAGAAGUGGUAGCCUUCUAAAGAGUCUGAGGCAAAGUGGUGAUUAAGAUUAUUCAUGGUUUGGGAGCAAUACUUUCACCACAGUGGCUUUGCCCUCCGGGAUGUUUGUUAUGAUGACAUUAUCUCUUAAUUCUAGCCGAGAAUAAGUCCCUUUUUAUAUGUGUUUUUAUACUUUUAGAAAUAAAUAACUUCUGAUUGACUUAUAGUAAA
Ceratotherium simum simum (southern white rhinoceros) is the source of this 11973-nucleotide messenger RNA. The record is from RefSeq and is a predicted model, not a curated record. NCBI's taxonomy places the organism in Eukaryota, Metazoa, Chordata, Mammalia, Perissodactyla, Rhinocerotidae.